AUGUAUAAUAACCAUAAUAAUUUUUUAUCAUUAAUCCUCGAUGGAAAACAGCAACAUUAUUUUAAUGAUUCAGAAAUAGUAGAAAGAGGAGAAUUGGGAAAGGGAGAAUUAGGAAGAGUAGUAGAGAAAGUAAACAAAUUAGAAAGAGAAAGAGAAGUAGAGGGAAAGGUCGAAAGAGAAGGAAUAGAAAGAGGAAUGGAAAAAGAAAUUGAAAGAAGAAUGGAAAGAGGAAUGGAAAGAGAAAUAGAAAGAGGAAUAGAAAGAGAUACUUUAGAUUGGAUCAAAAAAGAUGGUUAUUAUUGUCUAUUAAUACCAAUUACAUUACCUGUAGCUGUUUAUUCAAUAUUUUGGAAUUGGUUGGGUAUGAAAUUCUUUAAACAUAAUUAA
Messenger RNA from Diversispora eburnea, 387 nucleotides. The record is from the annotation of a GenBank genome assembly. NCBI's taxonomy places the organism in Eukaryota, Fungi, Glomeromycota, Glomeromycetes, Diversisporales, Diversisporaceae.